AUGUCGGAAAUACAAACAAAUUCUCCAAUUGUUCAGGAGAAGUGUUUUAUUCAUGAACAGGACACGACAAUAGUUCCACUUAGCAAGGAAGACGUUUUGGUACCGGGUAUUGCUGACAAACAUCCGAGGGAUAUGCCGGAAAUGGCAUUUGUUAUCGCUUUUUGCAUCCAAUACAACGAAGCGGUGGGAAACCUCAACUUCCUCCCAGAGGAGCUAGAAGAUGCAAUUGUGCGCCGCGAGCCUGUCGAUCUAGUGGAGCGUAUUCAUCGCUACUUUUUACGGAACGUUUUAAACUUUCCAAAGAUAAUCGACAAGCGAUAUUGGAUCAGAAAAUUGCGCGAGCACUUGCACGAAAGAAUUGAGAAGAAAGAAUUCAUUUUCUCUUACAAUCCUUUUGAUAGGAUUAAAAAAAAUAAGUACCAUGAGCUCUCGAAUUUUGAGAAGGUUAUGAUUUUGAAGGACCUGGUGAUGUGGCAGUUUAAGGGAUCUGAAAAGAUCAAAGCUAUGUGGCAGUUUAAAGAAUCUGAAAAGGCUCAGACUCUCCGCCCAGUUGAGAUAGAAGUUCUAGGUGUCGACAGCAGGGAGUCGACCUACUUCUAUUUAGGUGUUGGAGCACGAAUAUAUAGAGAGAUCCCAUCUGCUGAUGAUACUCAGCAAUGCGUUUGGGAGGCACUAACAACAACAUUACAAGAUCUUAAGGAACUAGUUUCUGAUCGAGUUGAAAUAGACCCUGAUCGAUCCGAGGAGGAUCGCCUCUUGUACAAAAGAAUUUCCAAGGAGUUGAUCCCAGAUGUAGAAUAUCAGUUUGAAAUCAAAAGAGCAGCCGAAGAAGCGGCUAGAAGAAAGAAGCGCGGCAAAAAGCCUGCGAAAAAUAAGGUUCGAUACAACAAAUCACCGAGAAAGGUGCUUUCGGUUGAAGAAACUGACGAUGAAAAUAAUAUUCAAGCUGACGUUACUGCGUCUGAUGUUGGCCCAGCGCUUUCGGUUUCGAUGUGGUCAGUGACGCAUCCUUCCACAAAUUUGCAGCCGGUACAGAUGGCUCAUGAUGUCAGACGCUUUUCUGCUAAUCAAAUGGCGAAUUCGGAUUUAAACGGCGUAACUACUUCCACAACAACCGUAAAUUCCGCCUCUCAAUAUGAUGAUGAUGAUGAUGAUGAUGCUUCCACAACCACUUCAUCGAGCAUCCAUGAAAAAAAUCAAUUGAUUUAUCAAAGCAGCUUUACGGAAAGACAUACUGAGACCAGCACACCAAAAAAUGUGAUCUUUCAUAAACGUCGAAUGGAAGAAGAAACUUCUGAUGAUAAUGACUCAAAUGAUUCUGAUUAUUAUUUGGAUUCUAACAAGCGCGUAAAGUUCGGACUUAAUAACGAUGAUGUUAUGAUUCAUAAAUCUUAUUACGAUGAUACCACCAAACGAUCCAACCAUGUGAAGGGAAAAGGAGUUCUUCGUAAUGAACUGCAUGGUAAUUUAGAAUUUGAGAAUGCCGACAUUGUUAAUAAGGAUGCGUCUAAGAAUAAGGGCAAAAAUGUCCUCCGUGAUGAAGGACCAAGUCAAAUAGUUGGUAGUUACAUGAAUCAUUGCUACAACACCGCCAAUGUCACCAAUUUAUCAGAAGUGGUUGACCGGGAAAUUUUCAGGCCGGGACCAGAAGAACUUGAUAAAUUGGAGUGGUCCCUAAACCACGUGUUCUUCGAGGAGUUAGAAAUCUUCGGCGAAGACAGUGAUUCUGAGCUGUCUGAAUGUUGUGAUGCUUGUAUAAUGGAAGUUGAUCAACUCUUAGCGCAUUGA
Molecule: messenger RNA, 1788 nt
Organism: Rhizophagus irregularis DAOM 181602=DAOM 197198
Lineage: Eukaryota; Fungi; Glomeromycota; Glomeromycetes; Glomerales; Glomeraceae
Source: RefSeq, a predicted model, not a curated record